Molecule: messenger RNA, 2176 nt
Organism: Penaeus chinensis
Lineage: Eukaryota; Metazoa; Arthropoda; Malacostraca; Decapoda; Penaeidae
Product: tektin-2-like
Exons: 9
Coding region: 306-1577 (423 amino acids)
Biological process (GO): cilium assembly; cilium movement involved in cell motility
Cellular component (GO): microtubule cytoskeleton; nucleus
Source: RefSeq, a predicted model, not a curated record
UCGAGGAGCCCCUUAUAUCGUUUAGGUCUGAUGAAGGGAAAAAACAAUAUAUGUCAAAAUAAAAACACUUGUCUAAUAAUGAGUAUUCGGCAGAUCUCCCUUUACGUGUUUUGUAACGUGUAGCGUGUUUUGUUUCGUAUGGACUUCAGAAGUCAGCGGAAAGCAUUCAAAGGACCAAUAAAAAGGGGUUAAAGGAACAGCUCAUGCGAAAAGAGUAAGAAGUUGCAAAGUGAAGAAAGAAGGAAUACUAACGAGAAGAAUAAGAACAUUGGUAAGCAUUUCCCAAGUGUUACACAACAACCAAAAUGAAGGUGGAGAAGCCUGUGGCACGGCACUUGCCCGAAGACUGGCAUCGUAACAACGCCGCUCUUCGCCAGGCCAGCCACGACACGCGGACGACCUCCCACAAUCUGCGAAAUGAGAGUACACAUUUUCGUAAUCAGACCACCAAUAAAACGUGGUGGGAUAAUGCGGAUAACACCAUACGCCUUCAAGACCGAAUCUAUGAAGUCCAGAGGGUCACUGACGACCUGGAUCGUUCGCUGAGACAAACCCUGGCCGAGAUCGCGAAGCUGGAGGCCGCCAAGGAGACAGCGGAGGCCGAGCUGGAGGCAAGGGUGUCGCCCCUCAACACGGCCAUGGAGUGCCUCACCCUCAGAGAGCGGCGCAGGGAGGGCGACCUCGUAAAGGAUGAUAUCGAGCUGGAGCUUCAUAAGGAGGUGCGGACGCUUGAGAAAUCGCGAGCCGAGUUGGAGAAGGUCGUACUCGACUCGGUGUCGCAGCUGAGGGUACUCCACGAAGCCAAGCAGAACCUCCAGGACGACCUCAAGGACAAGAGGGCAGCCCUGGCAGUGGACAGAGAACAGGAGGCGCUGACUGAGUACUCGCCCGAGAUCUCCUUCAAACCCGACCCGCUUCGAGUCCCGCCAGGAACUAUUCUGCCUGCCGACUGGCUCGAACACCCAUUGAAGAACAUGGCUGCCGCUGAGAACGCAAUCAAGGAAUCGCAAAGCUUGAGGGACCGCAUGUGUGUCACCAUACAAACGGCGCGACGGAACGAUGAGACGCAACAGACGGCUUCGGAUUAUGCCCUUCGACGCAGGCUUCACCAGGAGAGUCGAGCAAGGGAUGAGCUGCAGUGGCAAAAGGAUCGACUCCUGGAGGAAAUUCGGGCUCAGGAGGAGGAGAUUUCGGCCUUGGAAGAGCAGCUUCGUGCUUCCUCGCUACCCUUGAAGGUGGCACAGACGAGGCUGGAGGGAAGGACAGCUCGAGUGCGGUACGACUUGGUGAGGGACGCUCCCCAGGACGGCCUGGUGGCGGAAGUCCAGCAUCUAACACAAACUCGGACGCUCCUGAGGGAAAAACUGGCCAAAGCACUGGAUGCCCUUCAUACCUUGCAACGACACCUCCGAACAGUGGACGUGGACCUUGGAAGGAAAAACUUGUCAGUGAGCCUCGAGCAGAAGGUGACCGGUACAAGGGUCGUCCUCAAAGCACCUCAGCCCAAGGAGUCACUAACUCAGGCCAACCUCACUCUUACUGGUUCCCUUAGGAAACACCCUACGCAAAUCCUGUAAUAGUUCCUAGUAGUAUAUUCAAUUCACAGACAAGGUACUUCAAUUUUUGUUCUACUAAAACUAUCUCAGUAUCGCCCGUAAAUUGUAAUAAGCUGUACCCUAAAUUCUUUAUAAAUGCACUCAAAGACAUCUACAUUCUGACGACAGUAAUGCACUUGCAAUGCAAUCCCUUGUAAGAUAUAGCAUACACAUACGACGAUCAUUGUAAGAUCUUUGCAUUUUGUUCAAUGGAACUUUGAUAGGGUUCAAAUUUUAUUCCCAGUAUCAUGGCACAGCAUAGUUUUACCAUCUUUGCAUGGCUUGGUUCUUCAAUGUUGUAAUGUGCUUUUUGGACAAUAAAAUUUCACAAUAUAUGUAUUUAGUUGAUUCUACAACUUACUGUAAUUUGUAAACGUUUUCUUCACCUCAUUCAGUUGGGAAUUAUAUUUGACAUGCAAAAAAUAAGAUAUUUUUAUUUGCUACUGGGAAGACCUAAUUCAUAAAAGAGGAAAAAGAGGACUUCAAUUAUUAACUUUCUUUCAUGCAAAAAUUAAGACAGCAAAUGAUCAUGCUAAAUACAGUAUAAUGCUACUGUAUAACAUAAGCUUACAUUUAGAUAU